GUCAAACUCGUCGAGUUCAACUCUGCCGAGGUUUAGCCAUCCUGCGCCUUUGCCCGCCUUUUUUGUUCAACAGGCAGGAAUCUUGACCUGAAGAAGAGCACAUCUUGCAGUGACGAUUAAUUUCCAGGCAGUUGUUGACUCGCUAUCGAGUCUCAACACGUAAACAUGACCGACCUUCCGCAAGCCCACAAAAGAAAACGAUCCCAAUCUCCUCCACCAUGGCGACGGCGUGACGACAACAGACAAUAUCGAGACCGGGAUGGUCCAGGGAGGCGAGACCAUGGCCAGCCUCAGCGAUGGUCUCACAAGGACCAAAUGAGAAUCAACCAGAUGCAGGAAGAUGAGCGCAUGAGAGAGUGGGUUGCGCAAGAGGAUGACUUCGUUCUCAAGCAGGCUAAGAAGAAGGCAGACAUCCGCGUCAAGGAAGGGCGAGCGAAACCCAUCGACUGGUUGGCAGUAACCCUCCGUGUGGUCGACCCUACCCGAAACCCAUUGGAUGAUGAGGUCGACGAGAAAGAUCUGGAUUUUGUAGACCCGGACUCCGUGUUUGACGGGCUCUCUGAAAGCCAGCUUUCUGACCUGCGCAAGGAUAUUGAGACCUACAUGAAUCUGGAGACAAACAGGAAAAACAGGGACUAUUGGCAGACCAUGCAGAUCAUUUGCAAGGACAGGCAGAAGAAGCUACGUGCGUCAGGUCCAGAAGGAAGGGCAAUGAGCUCUGUGGCGUCGGACAUUGACAAGCUAUUGAGUCCUAAGUCGUACGAGCAGCUGGAGGCAUUGGAAGGACAGAUCAGAACCAAGCUGGAUUCUGACGAGCCUAUAGACACGGAUUACUGGCAACAGUUGCUGGACAGCUUGCUUGUUUGGAAGGCAAAAGCGAAACUCAAGAAGGUCUGCCAGGAUGUUCUCGAGUCGCGGCUGAAGAACCUGAGACAAGAGAAUGAGCAGAAAGCAGCCUCAGCACAACAACAACUUCGGAAUGCUGGAAUCGAGCCCGCAGCUCCCGUCCAGUAUUCGAAAGAACUGGAUCCAGAUCCGUUGCUGGAGAUUCCGACCAAAGACAAAACCCUGGAAGUCCAGGAUGAGAGUACAUUCCUACAGAAUGUGGCAGCAAGCAGAAGGAAAGUCGUACACAUGGGCUAUGUCCCAGCGCCGAAAACAGGUGCCGCUGCGGCCUCCGCAAGCUCGGCCUCAAUACAGCCUCGUCCAGCCGCGCAACAAUCGAAACCCGUCGAUCCCACCAGCCGAUUCGACCACUCGACAGACGACCUGUCCUCCACAACAAAGGCCCUUUUCGACCGCGAAGUCGCCAAAGGCGUCAGUGAGAACGAAGAGAUCUUUGCUGGUGAAGAGGAGACCUCGUCCGAAUCCCAGCCGCUCUGGAUGCAGCAAUAUGGCGGCAAAUACCGUCCGCGGAAACCGAAAUACUUCAACCGCGUCCAGAUGGGCUACGAAUGGAACAAGUACAACCAAACCCACUACGACCACGACAACCCUCCGCCGAAGGUGGUCCAGGGUUACAAAUUUCACAUCUUCUAUCCCGAUCUCAUCGACCCAACGAAAGCACCCACGUAUAAGAUCAUCCGUGAAGGAGGAAGAAAGAAGGGCCAAACGAUGGCUCCAGCGGGCGAAGAAGACACUUGCAUCAUCAGGUUUAUGAGCGGGCCGCCAUACGAGGAUAUUGCGUUUAGGAUUGUGGACCGAGAUUGGGAUUACAGCGCGAAGCAUGACCGGGGGUUCAAGAGCACAUUCGAAAAGGGGGUAUUGACGCUGCAUUUCACCUUUAAGCGGGUGGUGUACCGGAAGUAAGGAAACAUGAUCUUGCGUCAGCAGAGAUAUGCACGGACAGACACCUGGCUCAGGACAGGGCUGACUGAGGCUGAUGAGGCUGAGGACUGGCCGAGUGCCUUAUGUGAGGGCCUCAAACGCAAUGCUGAUACCAUCCUCCUUUUCGCACGCGAAGAAGGACGUUGUGUACAGAGUACUGCUCCCAUAUAUUCGGCGCCCGACCGACGAACACAGAAAAGCGUGUUGUGAUCUGAUUAAUUAAUCAAUCAAUCAAAGAGUACCUGAC
Messenger RNA from Cladophialophora immunda, 2074 nucleotides. RefSeq lists its product as uncharacterized. The record is from RefSeq and is a predicted model, not a curated record. The transcript has a single exon. Gene Ontology annotation, cellular component: spliceosomal complex; cytoplasm. Bases 166 to 1809 code for a protein of 547 amino acids. Gene Ontology annotation, biological process: mRNA cis splicing, via spliceosome. Gene Ontology annotation, molecular function: protein binding. NCBI's taxonomy places the organism in Eukaryota, Fungi, Ascomycota, Eurotiomycetes, Chaetothyriales, Herpotrichiellaceae.